UGCUCGUGACUUCGGAGCCAACAUGUCCGCCACAGAGGAUGAUACUGAACUCAGAGACCUGCUGCUUCACAACCUGGACAACAGCGGAGUCCUCAGCAAGAUCAAGGCUGAAAUGAGGGCGGCUGUGUUUCUGGCCCUGGAGGAGCAGGACAGAGUGGAGAAUAAAACGUCUCUGAUCAAUGAAAACCUGAAGAAGUGUCUCAGCACAAGAGACGGUCGUCUCGUCGCCAGUCUCAUCGUGGACUUCCUGCAGGUCUUCAACCUGGACUUCUCCCUCGCCGUGUUUCAGCCAGAGAUCAACUUGAUGAACGGUGUGGACAGUCGGGACCUGGUCUGCAGAGAUCUGGAUCUGUCAGAGUGUGAGGUGAACAGGAAGUGUCCUCUGCUGCUGGAGCUGGUCACUAGAGGGCGACGCAGAGACAAACGGAGUGUGUGUUUGGAGGAACCGUCUCACAAACAGAUCACAAACGCUCGCAGGAAGUUUGACUUGUACGACAAGGAGCGGAGUGGCUCUGUCUGCAAAGAAGAUCUGAAGAGCAUCUUCGCAGAUCUGUUCCCUAAUUUGAACAAGAACAUGUUGGAGAUUUUUGUCACUGACGAGCUCAGAGCUGCCGACAGAAGCCAUUCUCAGACGGCGGAUUUCCAGCUCUUUCUGGGAAUCUUCAAGCGUCUGUUCGCUCAGUGCAGGAUUGUGGUCGGUCAGGACUCUGACGUCGGCCUUGUUGCUGAGACGACGACCACCUCUCCACCCAUCUGUGAGGACGCGAUGUCUCUGGGUAAAGGAGACAUGCAGCAGGAGGUGUCCUUCCUCGGCUUUAAGAGCCAGCGUGUGGACCUGGAGGUGGAAGACGACCUGGACGAAGGAGAUUCAUUCUUCGACGACCCCCUGCCCAAACCACAGAAGACGUACGGCUGUCGUGGUUCUCAGUUUGAUUCGACAGAGACGAUGAAGGGUCAGAGAGAGAAGGUUGAGGCCUCUGGGGCCAGAGAGAGUCCUGCAGGAGCCGCCUCCGAUGCACCGAGACCAGGAGGAGCUGCAGGAAACAGUGCAGAGCAGAGUGACAGCAGGAAUGGAAAAUCGAAAGGAUUCAGAGACUCGAAGGCCUCGAAUGAUAAAACUGGAUCUUUUCAUUUCGAUGAAGAUGUUGAAUAUGACGACGACUUCAACAGAAAAAAUGUCAGUCAUCGCUCAGAUCUCUCCAGGAGCGAGCUGAGCAUCGGCGAGGAGAUCGAGGAAGUUUCCAUCGAGGGACCCGACAGCAGCGACAAGCUCGAUGAGACUCAGGACCUGAGUGUGUCUCAGCUCAGUCACUCCGCUGAUUACAUGGAGGAGGUGGCCUGACACUCCCAUCAUGCAUCACUCUUCCACCAGGCACCUGUUUUUGUCAUCAACAUUUAAGUGUGUACAGUUUGACUUGACAAAUAAAUUGAUUUGUAUGGAA
Molecule: messenger RNA, 1442 nt
Organism: Limanda limanda (common dab)
Lineage: Eukaryota; Metazoa; Chordata; Actinopteri; Pleuronectiformes; Pleuronectidae
Gene: cep43
Product: centrosomal protein 43
Exons: 17
Coding region: 23-1342 (439 amino acids)
Biological process (GO): microtubule anchoring
Cellular component (GO): centrosome
Molecular function (GO): protein binding; calcium ion binding
Source: RefSeq, a predicted model, not a curated record